AUGACAAGUGUUGACGAUGAUGAUGACAUACAAGAACCUCCUACAAUGUCUAUGGUACUAUUAGAAAAACCUAAUAUUACUUGGCAACAUCAAUGGUCAUUUAGUGAAACACAAGAUGCUAUAUCACAGUCACCAUUUGCUGCUAUUCCUAGUGAAAUCAUGUUGCAUAUUUUUCAAUUUCUUUCCGUGCCUGAUUUAUGUAAUAUCUCAUUGGUUUGUCGAUCUUUCAAAAUGUUCGCUGAUCAAGAUGAGAUCUGGAAAUUAAAAUGCACAAUGUCAAAGAAAUUAUAUUCGAAACCAUUCAAACAAAUCUAUAUGGAAUGGAUACAUGAAAAAUGUUUACGUAAUGCGGAAUUUCGAUAUCAACCAAGAUGGUACACAACCGCAUGUAUCAGAUGCUUACCUCCAUUAUAUCCACUGCGUUCAGCAGCUAACUCUCAAUUUGAACCUGUUGGUGGGACUAUUGAAAUAUCCGUUGAUAUUGAUAAGACAGCUCGUGAACUAAUCCAAUUGUUAGAAAAAGCAUCUAAAUUUCAAGAACUAUGGGAAAAAUCGUCGAUUUUAAAACAAAUGAUAAAACGAUAUUAUCGUUUUAUGCAGUUGAAGGCAUCUUUACCAACAAAUAUUCUACUGAUUCCAACUUUGGAUAUUGAAAUUAUCUGGCAAACUCAUUUACUUCGACCAGAUUUGUAUCAAGCGGAUUGUUUACGUUGGUUUCAUCGCAUAAUUGAUCAUACAUUGCUAAUUAAUGACACUGAACAGUUUUUCAAAAAACAAGCAUUUUUCGAUACUUGCCAAUUAUACGAACAACGAUUUGGCGAACCAUAUUGUUGCUUACCAUCAGUCGAAGAGAAAAAAGAGACUGAUUCAGAUUUCCAUUUUGAUCUAUAUGAUGCUAAUAAUAAAAUGAAUUACAGUUAUUCUUAUUGGGAUAAGACACAGUUCUACUUUUCAUCACGACCUCCAACAGAUUACGAGAAUCCUUUCUCGUUUACUGAAGCUGACAUUAUCUUAGACAGUAGAUGGCUGGAUAUGUGUAAAAAAUUUAUGUUUGAUACAUUGAAGAACGUUCCUGUUGAACAUAGUUAUUAUCAUUCAUCGAAAGAAAUCGAUCUAAGUGUUGGGGCAAUGAAACGGUUAAUGAAAUCUUAUGAACGAUUUUUGUAUAUGGCUGCCAAAUAUCCAUUGAUAGAUGGCAAUGGUUUUGUACCUCCAACAUAUGCGAUUGAUAUAAUGUGGCAUUCUCAUAUGCAAGAACCGUUGAAGUAUAUUGCAGAUUGUCAUCGUCUUGUUGGUUAUGUGAUUUAUCAUGCACCAUGGCCAAUUAUUGAAGACAAUACAAUGAAGAAAUCACAAGAGAAAACAAAUCAAAUAUGGAAAGAUGAAUUUGGUAGUGGCAUACAAACAGAUCAUUUGUAUAAUACUAUUGAUCAACGGGUUGACUGGGAUUAA
This is a messenger RNA of Rotaria sp. Silwood1, 1452 nucleotides long. The record is from the annotation of a GenBank genome assembly. NCBI's taxonomy places the organism in Eukaryota, Metazoa, Rotifera, Eurotatoria, Philodinida, Philodinidae.